Molecule: messenger RNA, 1542 nt
Organism: Ornithodoros turicata
Lineage: Eukaryota; Metazoa; Arthropoda; Arachnida; Ixodida; Argasidae
Exons: 2
Coding region: 1-1542 (513 amino acids)
Source: RefSeq, a predicted model, not a curated record
AUGGACGACAAGUUUGUCAGGACAAACCUAGUUCCUCAUUCACUCAGGAAACGGGCCAUUGAACUUUGCGAGAGUGCGAAUCUGCCUAGAUUGGUAGCCUCAGUGAAGAAAGCAAAAACACUCAGUCUCCAGGUCUUCUUCUCCAUUAAAACUCACAAGGAAAGCUCACCGUUCCGUGCCAUCGUGUCAGAGCGGCAUACCUGGCAGCAGCCGGUAGGACGUUUCAUCCAGAAGGCGCUUUCAGCCUUGGAGAUUGAGGAUCCCUUCCUUGUGUUCCGCCCGAGCGACGACCUGUAUUAUUCCCUGCCACAAGACGAGCUCAUCGAAGUUGUUAGUGAAGGAAUCGACCGUUACGGAACCGUUCAGUUUCAAAAUGAAGUUGGAGUUGAUGUCUCCACCUUCCUAGCAGUCCUCAGACUGUACCUUCAAUCAACUACGGUCGAGUUUUUGGGAGGAGUGUACUUGCAAAGAGCCGGAGUUUGCAUUGGUUCAUGUGUUGCCCCCGUGCUCAGCAACUUGCUGCUGGCGAGAUACGACAGGCGGCUUGAACGUGCCCUCCGCGAUAUGGGAGUCCGCAGGGUUUUCCGGUUCGUUGACGACUACUUGAUCAUCUUUGACACUGAGAACGUGGCCGUGGACGAGCGCACAGAACACAUAACUCGCAUCUUCCAGCGCACCCUCUCACCUUUCACACUCACGAGGGAGUUACCAGUGGAACAUCGACUCAGGUUCCUAGACCUUGAACUGGCCAUCGAGCCUGACCACCUGUGCUGGAUAUACGCCCCACGCUCUAAGAAGGGCCUUUUGCCGUUUUCGUCGGCCCACUCCAAGCUGGUGAAACGCAGUAUUGCACUAUCGGCAAUGGAAAAUGCCGUGAAACGCUCAUGCCCACAUCAAGUUCAGCGGAGCCUCUUGUCACAAGUUUUGAGGCUUAAAACCGCGGGCUUUCCAGUUCAGCUGAUAAGAGGCUUAGCUGAGGUUCUCCUCAGGAAGUUGCACAAGAAACACGAAGAGGCUCCCAGGCAUGAUCGCUCGUCCAGGAUAGCGGCCAUUCCAUAUAUCCACGCAGUUUCACACAACAUAAAGAAAGUUGCCCAGCGUGCCGGCGUUAGCCUUGUAUUCACUGCACCUAACAAGUUAGGCGGGCUGUGUCGACGCGUCAACAGUGAAGCCGCUGGUUCCGGAUGCAACAAAAAGCAUGUAAGGCAUUUCGUCCAGUGCAAGUGUAAUGUUAUUUAUGACAUUCCUCUGACGUGCGGGAAGUCAUAUGUGGGACAGACAGGACGGUGUCUGAGUUACAGGCUGCGCGAACACUCAUCCUCCCUGCAGACUCACACAGGCAGCAACCUGGCCACGCACUGUCGCGAUUGCGCAUGCCGACCUCGUUUGGAAGACACACGUGUACUUAGGAGCUACUCCGACAGGCUCGCCAGGGAAAUUUACGAAGGAGCACAAAUUCAUAAUAGAGGUGAAAAAUGUGUCAGCAAGCCAUCAGUGGACCUAUUGAACAAAGAGACUAGUUAUCUUCUGGAGUGUUCCUGA